UGAACGGCGACGCGGAGACAGAUGACCCUACACGCGCGCGCCGCGGGACACGGUCACAUUUUAACUCUCGGGUCGGGGACACGAUUGGACUCGGUGAGGACGGCGCCCGGAGCCGCUGCCCGGGGAGGCCUGGUUCCUCGGCGGGGGUCCCUGUCCUCCUCUAGGUCCUCGACAAAGACCCGGCAGUGACUGGGGCUCCGUUCACGCCAGCAUUUUAUAAGCGACAUCUUCAAACUAGGUGAGGAUCCAUUUUAAGAAGAUUUAUUCCUCUGUGAUGGAGAAGUAUGAAAAAAUUGGGAAAAUUGGAGAAGGAUCCUAUGGAGUUGUUUUCAAAUGCAGAAACAGGGACACGGGUCAGAUUGUGGCCAUCAAGAGGUUUCUGGAAUCGGAAGAUGACCCUGUCAUAAAGAAAAUCGCCCUUCGAGAAAUCCGCAUGCUCAAGCAACUCAAGCAUCCCAACCUUGUCAACCUUAUUGAAGUCUUCAGGAGGAAGCGGAAGCUUCACUUGGUGUUUGAGUACUGUGACCACACUGUUCUCCAUGAGUUGGACAGAUAUCAAAGAGGGGUUCCAGAACAUCUUGUGAAGAGCAUUACUUGGCAGACGCUGCAAGCUGUAAAUUUUUGCCAUAAACACAAUUGCAUUCAUAGAGAUGUGAAGCCAGAAAAUAUCCUCAUCACGAAACAGUCGGUGAUCAAGCUUUGUGACUUUGGAUUUGCUCGGCUCUUGACUGGAUCGAGUGACUACUACACAGACUACGUGGCCACCAGGUGGUACCGCUCCCCGGAGCUGUUGGUGGGGGACAUGCAGUACGGCCCCCCGGUAGAUGUUUGGGCAAUUGGCUGUGUCUUUGCUGAGCUGCUGUCAGGGGUGCCUCUGUGGCCAGGAAAAUCCGACGUGGAUCAGCUCUAUCUGAUUAGGAAAACCUUGGGUGAUCUCAUUCCCAGGCACCAGCAGGUGUUUAGCACGAAUCAGUACUUCAGUGGGCUGAAAAUUCCAGACCCUGAAGAUAUGGAACCACUGGAAUUAAAAUUUCCAAACAUCUCUUAUCCUGCCCUGGGGCUCUUAAAGGGCUGUCUCCACAUGAAUCCUGCCGAGAGGCUCACGUGCGAACAGCUUUUACAGCACCCGUAUUUUGACGGCAUCACAGAAAUAGGAGAUUUGGCAAAACAGCACGACAAACCAACAAGGAAGACCCUCCGACAGAGCCAGAAGCACCUGCCGGGGUUGCAGUGCCUCCCUCAGCUGACCAGCGGCGUCCUUCCAGCUCUGGAUAAGAAGAAGCACCACUGUCAUCCCAAGAAGCUGGACUAUCGCUUUCCAAACAUCUAAGGAGCUUGGAGAUUGAUGAUAAAAAAGCAUUACUCGAUAAUUUGAAAAAAUGAAACACACAUUUGAUUGAAAUGACAAUGUUGAAACAUCAUCAGGAGAAAACAGAAGUAACUAACUGGGGGCAGCCACUUGGCAGGAUCUGAAGGGAGAUUCGGAGGCAGACUUCCAUGUGUGAUGGUCGUGUCCAGGACAGCAGGGAAAAAUGUGCUGGAAUUUUCACUUGUGUUUUUGUUGUAUCUAAGUAGCUGAGCUUAUGGACAGAAUAUAAACUGUAUCUAACUACUGCCCAUACCUCCGGCACAUUAGAGAUGUGAAAAAGAUUUGUGCUUCCAUUGUACCAUGUGCAACAAGUGACAAAUGGAUUCCAGAACACCCACAUUUCCUUGGAUCUCUGUUGCCUUGAGUCCUAUCCCCUGCCUUUUCAGAUUGUCUCAACAUCAUAUUUGAGAAUUUUAGUUCUUGAAAUCAAAAUGUUUAAAUUCCGUUUCUUGCUUGCUCUCUUUUGAUUUUUAUAUUUUAAAACAUUUUUUGGAAUAUUUAAGAGUUGCUCGAAGUAUUUAAAAUCAUGGAUUAUCAUAAAAGUGUAGUUUAUAUGCUUACCUAUUUAAUGACAUGGUUAUAGACAUUUCUUACAUAUGCUUUGUCUUUAGUAAAGGACGUGUCUUAGUCCUUUUGCUGGGAGAUGGAUUUACUCUAAUCCAUCUAUGUGGGUCACCCAGUUCCCCUUGCAAACAGAGGCAAGAGGCUCGAUGGCUGAUCAAGGUGAUCGAGGAGGAGAACAAGACCUACAGGCUUCGCACGAACUGGGCCUGUCAGCCUGAAAGUAAUGAGCACUUCCCUCUGUCCAGCUCAGCCUCUGACCUGGAGACAGUGACAGGCAGGACUGCCUACAGUGAUCUGGGUUUUGGAAGACACUGCUUGUGAGCUUUUACUUGGGUCAUGAAAGACAUUAGGUUGUAAAUUGAUGUUUUCCCUGAAAUAUCUUUUUACACUAUAUGUAUGUAUGUCUGUAUGUGUAUCUAUAAACACACGCUCAUGAAUAUAUGUGUGUAUAUACCAUCUUGACUAGAAGAUAACAACUAAUAAGAAAGUAGUCCAAAAUGCUAUUAUUGAGGAUUCCUAGCUUUGAUCUGGCCUGUUGCUCCUAUUCGGAAAGCUUUUUCCUGCCUGUUCCCUGGAUACCAGGCAACAUGGGGCUCGUGUCUGUCUCUUACAGCUCAAUGCCACUUUGGCUGACGUGCUGCUAUUUCUAGCAGUUCUCAGCCGUGGUUUCUGAAGUGGUACGUUACUGUAUCUUCAAAACAUUUCUCCUGCACUCUCAGUUUACUGCUAUGUUGAUUUUCUUCAUGAGAGCAUUUGACCCUGUCCACUCACUGCUAAGUAAUCCACGAAAUUCUGCCAUCUGUUCAAAAAUUCUGGCUCCCCCAGCCCGUUCAGGGAUACUCUGUGGCUCCCUGAUGUCUGCAGCUCCUUGCACAGAGCUGACAGUGGACUGAAUACGAGUCCCAGGAUUAUCUGAUUCUUGUUAUGCAGCCUUGAUUCAGAUGACAAGGAAGGACAUCCAACUUCCGUGAGUGGUUUACAUUUUUUCCUUCUUAACCCAAAACAAUGCACUUGACGAGGCAGAUGACUAUAACUGCCGAAAUCCAGUAGUUUUACAGAAAACCAUUCAGAACAGAAAAGUAGCUCCAGACUAAACUGUGGAGAAUUGCUUGUCUCACCACACAGUAAUCAAACCUGAGACAGAAGUGCUCAUUUUUUCCUCAGGAAUUCUAUUAAAUGUGUGCUUAUGCUUAAUUUAACCAUAUCUGUAACCCUUUCUUCAACACGGAAUCACCAGUUUCACGAGACAGUUCUACAUCCUCGUCUUUGUUUAAUUUACCAUUUUCUGAUUUUUUAAAUGACAGUGGCAACUAUAUUAGUAAAUAGUGUACCAUUUAUGGUGUGUGCUAUUUACAUUAGCUGGUUUCUAAACACAAAUAAAAUUAAUUUUUCUAUCAGAA
Molecule: messenger RNA, 3333 nt
Organism: Diceros bicornis minor
Lineage: Eukaryota; Metazoa; Chordata; Mammalia; Perissodactyla; Rhinocerotidae
Gene: CDKL1
Product: cyclin dependent kinase like 1
Exons: 9
Coding region: 275-1330 (351 amino acids)
Biological process (GO): protein phosphorylation
Cellular component (GO): nucleus
Molecular function (GO): cyclin-dependent protein serine/threonine kinase activity; ATP binding
Source: RefSeq, a predicted model, not a curated record